AUGUCUAGCAAGAAGCCUUGGGCCGAUAGGCCGUUUGAGCUCAUUAGUAGCACCCGUGCGGGAACCAAGAAAGGGGUCAAGACGGCAGGUGUGAACCGCAUGGCUGAGGAAAUGACCAUCAUUCACAAUCUCAUCCUCCGGAUCAUCAACACUGUCUACCUGCAGUGCAUCAACGUGGAGAAGUCCCCCAACGACGUCCAGGACUUUGUGUCAUACGCGAUAGAAUGGAGCAAGAUGGUGGAGGAGCACCACGAGACGGAAGAGACGGAGGUGUUCCCCGAGAUUGAACAGCUGGCCGGCGUGCCGGGGCUGAUGCGGGCCAACGUCGCGCAGCACGAAGCUUUCCACGACGGCCUGCACGCGUACAUGGGCUACUUGGACAAGGUCCAAAAGGGCGAAGAGGCGUACAGCGGAGGGAAGCUCAAAAGCAUCAUCGACUCGUUCAUGCCCGUCCUGCGGGAGCAUCUCAGCGAUGAGAUUGACUCGCUGCUCAAGCUGAAUGAGUACGACCGCAAUUGGGAUGAGUGGUAUGAGAAGCUCAUGAAGAAGCUGCUCGGCAGAAUGGGUGAUCCCAAGCUCAAGACGACAACGAUUCCACUUCUUUUGACAAACCGAGACACGACGUUCGAGGAAGGUGUUCAUGCGUGGUGGCCUCCGGUACCGUGGAUCGCGUUCCUGAUGAUGCGUUGGCUCUACAUUCCUGCCCACAAGAAUUGGUGGGGGUUUUCUUCGUGCGACGACCGGGGCGCGCCAAGGGAGCUUCCUUUUGCGUGA
Messenger RNA from Colletotrichum abscissum, 774 nucleotides. Its product is annotated as hemerythrin HHE cation binding domain-containing protein. The coding region runs from base 1 to 774 and encodes 257 amino acids. The record is from RefSeq and is a predicted model, not a curated record. The transcript has 3 exons. NCBI's taxonomy places the organism in Eukaryota, Fungi, Ascomycota, Sordariomycetes, Glomerellales, Glomerellaceae.